AUGGUACCCCUGGCAACCCUCAUCGGCCGGGAGAUCCGAGGCGGCAAGUCUCAGAAGCCAUCCAUUAAGUAUGGCCACGCCGGUUUCGCUAAGAGGGGGGAAGAUUACUUCCUUCUGAGGCCCGUCUGCUUCCGGGCUCCUGGCGACCCCGCGUCCUUGUUCUCGGUGUUCGCGAUCUUUGACGGGCACAAUGGAGCUUCUGCUGCUGUGUUUGCAAAAGAGCACCUUUUGGAUCACGUCAUGAGCACGAUUCCUCAGGGAAUUGGUAGAGAAGAGUGGCUUGAAGCCCUUCCUCGGGCACUUGUUGCUGGUUUUGUUAAGGCAGACACCGAGUUCCAGCGCAAAGGGGAGACUUCUGGGACAACGGCGACACUCGUUGUCAUCGAUGGUUGGACUGUGACGGUUGCAUCUGUAGGUGAUUCUCGCUGCAUACUGGAUUCACUGGAUGGCGUAGUUUCGUUGCUAACGGUCGACCAUAGACUGGAAGAGAAUGUUGAGGAGAGAGAACGUGUUACUGCCAGUGGUGGGGAGGUUGGAAGACUUAACCUUUGUGGAGGGAAAGAGAUCCAUCUGAUGCUGCUCUCAGAUUGGGCCACUCCGAUGCUGGCCUGGCGGGCUAUGCCUUUCGAGGUCGAUUGGAGAUACAGAUGUAGAUUGUUGGGUGAUCAGCUUUCAGCUGCUGGAGGACGGUUAAUAAUUGCUUCUGACGGCAUUUGGGACGCUCUUCCAUCUGAGCUAGCUGCCAAAGCUUGCCGAGGACUUCCUGCAGAACUUGCUGCGAAGCUUGUUGUCAAGGAAGCUUUACGAAAAAGUGGGCUAAAAGAUGACACAACUUGCCUAGUUGUUGAUAUCAUUCCACCAGAUUGUACAUUUGUACAACCUUCAAUAUUAAAGCAGCAAAACAAGUUCAGAUCCCUCCUUUUCGGGAAGAAGUCGAAGAAUGGUGCUGGUAAACCUACCAAACUGUCUUCUGUUGGAGCUGUGGAGGAAUUGUUUGAGGAAGGGUCGGCUAUGCUGGAAGAAAGCAGAGGUUGGAUUUGCACAGUUAGCAAGAGGAAGCAGGGACUGGAACUUCUUGUGAGAUGGAAGAAUCUUUGCAAGGAACUUGAGGUUGCAGUCAGGUGUAAGUGGAGAGAAUGCAAUAAGGGUGGCGAGAUCAAGAAGGAAAGAAUAUGGAAGCGAAAUGAGUUGACUGGCAUCAUGAAUCACAGGGCUAAUAAGCAAUGCAGACAUUGGAUGGGUCGAAUUUGGAGGUUCUACAUCGAAGCACUUAAUUCAGUGGCAUGGGAAACUUGUCCUCAUGUCGCUUGCGCUCUUGCAUAUGAUUGUUCAACUGUGCUGGGCCAAGGAGGGGAGUACACUAGCCUUAUUGAUGGUCUGUAUCUCCCUUUAUUAUACUUGGCAGCUAUAUUUGCACCAAUAGCUGGUUGGUCCAACAGCACAGCCAUAGGUUCACAACUGAUGCCCAUGACUGCUAACCACUCUUGCUACAGGCUGCUCAACUCCAACAACAACCAUACAGGAGGUUGGAUCUGGUCUCAACAAUAUGUCAUGAGUUGCAGUGCUUGA
Zingiber officinale is the source of this 1569-nucleotide messenger RNA. RefSeq names its product probable protein phosphatase 2C 33. Gene Ontology annotation, molecular function: protein serine/threonine phosphatase activity. Gene Ontology annotation, biological process: protein dephosphorylation. Lineage: Eukaryota; Viridiplantae; Streptophyta; Magnoliopsida; Zingiberales; Zingiberaceae. The record is from RefSeq and is a predicted model, not a curated record. The transcript is spliced from 8 exons. The coding region runs from base 1 to 1569 and encodes 522 amino acids.